AUGGGAGAGCAAGAGCAACCAGAGGAGAAGGGCAACAACAGUAACAGAAAGCAGGAUGUGAACUUCACGCCGGACGAGAAGAAUCCCGGCUCGUACAAGUACUUCCCGGACGACCCGGUGCAGGGGCUAAACAAAUACAAGUUCAUCAUGAAGGGGGACAGCGAGUACUACGACCCAUGUCAGGAAUGCUCAGAGAUGAGUCGCAAAUGCUUGGAGAGAAACCCAUUCGACAAAUCGCAGUGCCAGGAGUACUUCGAUGCUUAUAGAGAUUGCAAGAAGAUGUGGAUGAAAACGCGUCGUGAGAAUAGAAAGCAAUGGGAAAAAUGA
This is a messenger RNA of Naumovozyma castellii, 327 nucleotides long. RefSeq names its product Cox23p (gene COX23). The record is from RefSeq and is a predicted model, not a curated record. NCBI's taxonomy places the organism in Eukaryota, Fungi, Ascomycota, Saccharomycetes, Saccharomycetales, Saccharomycetaceae. The transcript has a single exon. Bases 1 to 327 code for a protein of 108 amino acids.